Molecule: messenger RNA, 3246 nt
Organism: Ilyonectria robusta
Lineage: Eukaryota; Fungi; Ascomycota; Sordariomycetes; Hypocreales; Nectriaceae
Product: glycosyl hydrolases family 2, TIM barrel domain-containing protein
Exons: 2
Coding region: 124-3177 (1017 amino acids)
Biological process (GO): lactose catabolic process
Cellular component (GO): beta-galactosidase complex
Molecular function (GO): beta-galactosidase activity; carbohydrate binding
Source: RefSeq, a predicted model, not a curated record
CUGGCUGUAUCUAUCGCUGUAUUACGAGGAAGAGAGUCCAGUGUCUUCCGGGCUGGACAAACACCUUAUCGAUCAACUCCCCAUCCGCCACCCGGAGUUGCAAUCCUCAGCCCAAUCGCCAUCAUGGCUGCCCAAGCUCAUGUCUAUCCUCCCAAAGUGCCAGACUGGCAGAACCUCGAGGUCAUCCACCGCAACACGUUGACCCCGCGUCCCCACUUCUUCGUCUAUGACGACGAGUCUUCCGCACUCACCCGUGACUCCAGCCGAGCCAGGGUGCAAUGCCUGUCUGGGUCAUGGAAGUUCCACUUCUCCAAGACACCCCUGGAGGGACCGGCUGACUUCUUCCGCCAUGGCUACAACGCUGCAGCUUUUGCUGAUGUCCAAGUCCCCGGCAUGUGGCAGCUCCAGGGCUACGGAAAGCCGCACUACUCCAAUGUCGAGUAUCCUUGGCCGGUCAACCCGCCCUUUGUGCCCCAGGAGGACAACCAGUGCGGCAGAUACAUUACCAAAUUCCAUGUUAGCAAGGCUUUCGCAGACAACGCCCAGUUGAGGCUACGCUUUGAAGGUGUUGACUCCGCCUUUACCCUCUGGAUUAACGGCAAGGAAGUCGGCUAUUCGCAGGGAUCGAGAAACCCUAGCGAAUGGGACGUCACUGAAUAUGUCAAUGUUGAUGCCGACAACACCCUGGCCGUCGAGGUCUACCAGUGGUGCAACGGCAGUUACAUUGAGGACCAAGACCAGUGGUGGAUGUCUGGCAUCUUCCGCGAUGUCUUCUUGCAUUCUUUCCCCAAGGUGCAUCCCACAGACUUCCAGGUUGAGACCACCUUCGACAAGCACUAUCGGGAUGCGACCCUAAAAGUCAAGGUCGAGAUGAGCGCUAACUCUCCAGUGGAGAUUAAGCUGCUCGAUGGUGGAAAGGAAAUUGCCAAGGUCUCGAAAGACUUUAAGGCCAACAAGGUCCAUGUUUUCGAAAUACCCGUCAAGAGCCCGAGCAAGUGGACGGCUGAGACGCCAUACCUCUACGAGCUUGUCAUCGACUUCGGCAGCGUCAUCUCCCAACGUAUUGGAUUCAAGCAGACGGCUCUAGUCGACGGCAUCUUCCAUGUUAAUGGCAACCCAAUCAAGCUGCGCGGUGCCAACCGCCAUGAACACCACCCUGACUCUGGACGCGCCGUCCCACUAGAGUUUCUCAAGCACGACCUUCUCCUGAUGAAGAGUCACAAUCUCAACAGCAUCCGCAUGAGCCAUCAAAUCAACGACUUCCGGCUCUACGAUCUCGCUGACGAGCUGGGUCUCUGGAUCCUCGAUGAGGCUGACCUUGAAUGCCACGGCUUUGAACUGGCUAAUGGUAAUGACUGGGCAAGCUACACUUCUGACAACCCCGAUUGGGAAGCAUCCUACAUCGAUCGCGCAGUGCAGAUGGUCCAGCGCGACAAGAACCACGCUUGCGUCUUCAUGUGGUCUCUUGGCAAUGAGGCCUUCUACGGCCGCAAUCACCAAGCCAUGUACGAUGCCAUUCGGAAGAUUGACACAUCCCGUUUGAUUCACUAUGAGGGAGAUAAGGAAGCCAAGACCUCCGAUGUGUACAGCCGUAUGUACCCACCAGUCGAGACUGUUAUUCAAAUGGCUCUGGGUGUCUGCGAAGAGAGAAAGAAACCACUGGUUCUAUGCGAAUUCGUUCACGCCAUGGGCAAUGGCCCCGGCGCCAUCAAGGAAUACGUCGACGCGUUUUACAAGUAUCCCCGUCUGAUGGGCGGCUUCAUUUGGGAGUGGUGCAACCACGGCCUAAGGACAAAGACCGAGGAUGACGAGGAGUUUAUGGGUUACGGGGGAGACUUUGGCGAUAUCCCCAACGACUACAACUUCAUCAUGGAUGGCUGUGUGUUUUCCGACCACACCCCAACGCCCGGCUUGAUUGAGUACGCCAAGGCCAUCGAACCUGUUCAGACAUUGGCUCUUGAUGGCGACAAAGUCACCAUCAUCAACCGCUACGACUUCAUCUCGCUCGAUCACCUUGUCUGCUCCUGGGAGAUUGUGGGCGACGGAGUCAAGAUUCCAGGUGGCGAGAUUUCUAUUCCCGCAGGCAUCAAACCCCAUACCAAAGCUAGGGUCACCAUUGAUAAUCUGGAUGCCGCCAUCCCCAAGGACCUUGAAGGAGAAGCCUACCUCAAGAUUAGCUUCCGCAUAAAGGAUGCCACUCCUUGGGCUCCGGCUAACCACCAAGUCGCUUUCGGCGAGCUGCAACUCACCAAGCCCACCUCCCUAGCCACCCUCCUCUCUAGCGAGAAGCCAGCUUCGAGGCCCAAGAUUGAGCAGCCCUCGCCCUCCACCCUUUCGAUCACCUCUGAGUCUGGCUCAUCGGUUUGGAACUUCGACCUCGCGCGCGGCCGCUUGGACAGCUGGAAACGAGCUGGCAAAGAGCAAAUGAGCCAACCCCUGGAAAUUGACUUCUACCGUGCCCUGACGGACAACGACCGCGAGAUCCACGCCAAGGACUGGAUCGCCAAGCGUGUCCAUCAACUUAGGCACGACACCCGCGAGGUGAAGUGGCAUCAGACUGACGCCGGCGUGCAAGUCAAGGUCAAGGCUCGAGUUGCGCCGCCUGUGCUGGUCUGGGGCGUAGAUGUCACUUGGACCUUCACCAUCUCCGGCGAGACCAUGGCCCUGAAAAUCAAGGGUUCUCCUCACGGGCCCAAUCCCCCUACAUUCUUCCCUCGUCUGGGCGUCACAAUUGGUCUCACCGACGUCGCGGAAGUGUCUUGGUUCGGCCGUGGUCCUGGCGAGAGCUACAGAGACAAGAAGCUCAGCCAGAGCUUCGGAAACUGGAGUUCAACCGUCGAUGACCUGUUCGUCGACUACGAGUUCCCCCAGGAAGGAGGAAACCGAACCGACACGCGAUGGGUGCAGUUUAACGGCUCUGGCGCCAACCCGCAGCGUAUUCUCCGCGCACGGUUUGGCGAUUUGGAGGGCGCGUCGUUCUCAGCCAUGCACUACACGGGCAAGGAUCUCGACGAGUGCACGCAUCCAUAUGAGUUGCAUAAGCGAAAGAGGGAGGAUACCAUUGUGCGGCUGGAUUGGAAGCAUCACGGCCUGGGCACUGGCUCUUGCGGACCACCCACCUUGGCCAAGUAUGCGCUGAAGGUGGAGGACUUUGAGGUGGAAGUUUUGCUAGAUUAAGCCGGUUGAUGGCGAUAAAAAGGGAUAUUGUGGAGAUUGAAAUGGAAUAUGAUGAUUUUAUGAUUUGAA